GGGACGGGGGGGGGGGGGAUACGACACCUGGAAAAAAUGGGGGGGGGGGGGGUACACCCAGAGACACACCCAGCUCCCCCGUUAGGGUUACGGGGCAUCGACACCGGCAGCGUCACGCGGGCGGCGCGGGGACAAGGCGGUCAUUGAGGGUUGGGUGUCACGAGGCUGGGGGCACCCCCCACGCAGCGGGGGGGGGGAGCCACACACACGCAUGUGGGUCCCCAACAUGCUGCCCACUCCCCCCCCAACCCCAUCACGGUCCCUCCUCUGGCUGUGACAAGUCACAGGGGUUUUUUGGGGGGGGGGGGGGGGGGAUGUCCACAGAGGAAGAAACGGCCCUUCCGCUUCCCACCCCACCCGGGUGGCCCCACCUCACCCACGUCCUGCCCUGGAACCCCCCCUGCUGUGUCCUGGGGGUGCCCCCCACGGUCUGAGUGUCUGUCUGUCCGUCCUUCCCUCCCUCCCCCCCCCCCCCCCAAAAAAGGCUGGGCAGGAUGUGGCCGGGAAUUGUUCUGCCCUGCCCGGCGGGAAGCAGGAAGCUGGGGGGGGGUCCGGAGGGGGCCCCCGCACCGGCUGGGGAAGGAUUUCCGGGAGGGGGGGGGGGCUGGGAAUGGCCCCCCCCCCACCAUGGCCGUGGGAAAUGGGGGACACCCCGGCCAGGCUGCCCAUGGCGGAGAGGGGGGGCUGCCAUGGCCAGGGUGCCACGAGCAAAAUUGGGGUGCUACAGGCACGGUUGGGGUACUCUGGGGACAGUCGGGGUGCCACAGGAUGGUCGGGCUGCCACAGGCAAAGUUGGGGUGCUGUGGGCACGGUUGGGGUGCCACGGGCAUGGUUGGGGUGCCACGGGCAAAAUUGGGGUGCUACAGGCAAGGUUGGGGGUACCAUCGGCAAAGUUGGGGUGCCAUGGGCAUGGCCAGGGUGCCACAGGCAAACUUGGGGUGCUACAGGCAAGGUUGGGGUGCUAUAGGCAAGGUUGGGGUGCCACGAGCAUGGACAGGGUGCUGUGGGCAUGGUUGGGGUCCCCCGGGCACGAGGGGGUCCCCCGGGUCCCCAGCUGCGGUGCUGGACGCCCGGGGGUCCCACGGGGGAACCGAGGUGCCACGGCCCCACGACGGUGCCAUCCCGGGUGGGGUCCCUCCGACGGUGUCAUCGCGGGGGGGGUAGGGGGGUCCCCACGGGGGUGCCAUCCCCGCGGCGGGGGGAGCCCCACGGCAACGUGCAGCCCCGCGGGACGAGCCCACCCGGCAUCCGCGGGUGGGGGCUGGCAACGGCGGGUACCGACGCGGGGAGGGGGGGGGGGGCUCCCCCGUUACCGGAGGGGGGGGGGUGUGUGUGUGUCUGGCCCCCACAGCAGCGCAGGGCGGGGGGCGAUGCCGCCGGGGGGUGCCGGUCCCGCUCCCCGGUACCGGGAGGAACAAAGCGCCUCCCCCUCCUCCCCCCCCCCCGCCCCCGCGGCUCCGCCACAACAAUACCGGGGCGGGGCGGGGCUUAGCUCAGCCCAGUUCAACUCAGCUCAGCCCAAUUUGGCCCACUCCAAUUCAGCCCAGCUUGGCCAGUCUCGGCUCAAUUCAGCCUGGCCCAGCUCCAUCCAACCCAGCCCAGCUUGGCUCAGCUCAGCCUAG
Messenger RNA from Tyto alba (common barn owl), 1622 nucleotides. RefSeq names its product spidroin-1-like. The transcript is spliced from 3 exons. The record is from RefSeq and is a predicted model, not a curated record. Bases 495 to 1622 code for a protein of 375 amino acids. Lineage: Eukaryota; Metazoa; Chordata; Aves; Strigiformes; Tytonidae.